Messenger RNA from Lathyrus oleraceus (garden pea), 1197 nucleotides. RefSeq lists its product as uncharacterized. Bases 1 to 1197 code for a protein of 398 amino acids. The transcript has a single exon. The record is from RefSeq and is a predicted model, not a curated record. NCBI's taxonomy places the organism in Eukaryota, Viridiplantae, Streptophyta, Magnoliopsida, Fabales, Fabaceae.
AUGGAAGAGCACGCUCAAGAGAUGGACCGCGUUAACAACGAGCUAGCAGACCUUCGAGGGAAUGUAGGAACAAUUAUGGAACUACUUCAGGUUAUCAAUGCAAAGAUGGAUACUCAGCCUACUGUGGUUUCUGAGAUCAACACUACCGCUGCCGUAGAUCCGCCAGUUGUUUCAGUUGAGAACCCGUUUCCUUAUGGUCUUUCGCAGAGUUUCAUACAUCCGCCUGUUGUUACGUCAGUUCAACAAACUAUGCCGGUUGCACAAAGUGGUCAACAAGCCAUGCCGGUUAUACAGAACGUUCAACAGACUGUGCCUUUGGUUCCCGAGCCUCCAAAGGUGGUCCCUACCUUCACACAAGCUAAUGUCCAUACUCGGGUGCAGCCUUAUCUUAAUGAGCCUGUUUAUGAAAUUCUGGAUGAUAAUGAUGAAGGGUACCAGCCGCGUGAUAGGCUCCGUGAGGAGGUUGUUACUAUUGAUAAAAGAUUAAGAAAGAUGGAAGGAGACCAGAUCUUUGGUGCUGCUGCUAGAGACAUCUGUUUGGUUUCCGGUUUAGUUAUUCCGCCAAAGUUCAAGACUCCGAACUUUGACUGCUAUGAAGGGACUACAUGUCCGAAAAGCCAUUUGAUAAUGUAUUACCGUAGGAUGGCUGCCCACGUGGAAAAUGACAAGUUGAUGAUCCGCUGUUUUCAAGACAGUCUGAAAGGUGCCUCGUCGAAGUGGUAUUUAACAUUGGACCAAUCUCGCAUCAAGUCUUUUCAAGAUUUGCCUGACGCUUUCAUUAAGCACUAUAAGUACAACAUGGACUUGGCUCCUGACAGGAGACAACUUUUGAGUAUGACGCAGAAAAAUUCUGAAACCUUUAAGGAAUACGCCCAGCGAUGGAGGGAAAUUGCUUCCCAGGUUGAACCUCCACUGACUGAUAAAGAAUUAGCUGACUGGUUUGUUGACACCGUUCGUCCUGAGUUCUACGAAAGGAUGGUGGGUAGUGUAACCACGAAUUUCGCUGAUAUUGUUGUUGUUGGAGUAAAGGUUGAAUUAGCUAUGAAGAGUGGAAAGAUGUCCAGUGGUUCUAGCAGUAUGAGUUCGAAGGACCAAGCUAAGAAGACUUCCGUCAAUCCUCAGAGAAAGAAGGAAGGAAAGACUCAUGAUGUGUCUUCAGAUAGGAGAAGGAAUAGGCAGUAUCAAUAUCCGCCAUAG